AUGACAUCAAGAGGAAACCAAUCAGUAUCACCUCCUGCUCAAUUAUCUCAACAGAGACACGUAAACCUAAUUUCUUCAAGCACACCGCCACCCCAGCAGUAUUUUCAAGGGUCAUCACCUUCCCUACCUCAAGGUGCGUAUGAGUUCUUACCUCAGGCACAGGGCCAAGCCUAUUUGCCUUACCAGACUGUCCAGGCUUAUGGCAAUGCCAUAAAUGACAUCAGAGGACAGCCUGGCAACAAUGGGAGGGCCGGACCCCUCCCACAGAGCCUCCCCCAAGGAGGCAGUUAUUAUCAGCAUGGCCCCAGCAUGAGGCCUCAGCAGAUGCAGCAGGCCCCUGCAGCCAGCCAGCAA
Molecule: messenger RNA, 354 nt
Organism: Candidula unifasciata
Lineage: Eukaryota; Metazoa; Mollusca; Gastropoda; Stylommatophora; Geomitridae
Source: the annotation of a GenBank genome assembly